This is a messenger RNA of Oxyura jamaicensis (ruddy duck), 949 nucleotides long. Its product is annotated as C5a anaphylatoxin chemotactic receptor 1-like. The transcript has a single exon. Gene Ontology annotation, cellular component: plasma membrane. Gene Ontology annotation, biological process: complement receptor mediated signaling pathway; phospholipase C-activating G protein-coupled receptor signaling pathway; chemotaxis. Lineage: Eukaryota; Metazoa; Chordata; Aves; Anseriformes; Anatidae. The annotation marks the transcript as partial. Gene Ontology annotation, molecular function: G protein-coupled receptor activity; complement component C5a receptor activity. The record is from RefSeq and is a predicted model, not a curated record.
UUCACCGCCCCGGCUUUCGAGGAGGCCCCGGGGCUGCCCCCCGGCACCUGGGCAGCUUUGGGGCUGGAGGCCCUGGCUUUUCUCCUGGGGGUCCCGGGGAACGUCGCCGUCAUCUGGGUGAGCGCCGUCGCCCUCCGGCGCACGGUCAACGGCGUCUGGUUCCUCAACCUGGCGGUGGCCGACCUCCUCUGCUGCCUGGCCUUGCCCUUCCUGGCCCUCCCGCUGGCCCAGGACCACCACUGGCCCUUGGGGGCCUUCGCCUGCAAGCUCCUGCCCUCCCUCACCGUCCUCAACAUGUUCGCCAGCGUCUUGCUCUUGACGGCCAUCAGCGCCGACCGCUGCGCCGUGGCCACGCGCUGGUGGCACCGGACUCCCCGGACGGCGUGGAGGAUCAGCGGGGCGGUGUGGCUGCUGGCCGCCCUCCUCAGCCUCCCCUCCUUCGUCCUCCGCACCCUGCGCCGCGACCCCUUCUCCGAGAAGACGACAUGCGGCCUGGACUACGCGGCGGUUGGCCGCGGCGCCGAGCUCGCCCUCGCCGCCCUCCGCCUCUUCGCCGGCUUCGUCGGCCCCGUGGUGGCCAUGGCGGGCUGCUACGGGUGGCUGCUGGCCCGUGGCCACCCCGCCACGCGGCCGGUGACCACCGUGGUGGCCUUGGUGGGCUGCUUCGUGGGCUGCUGGUUGCCCUACCACGGCGUCCUGGUGGCCUUGGCCCUCCACGCACCCGGCGCGGCGCCCUACAAGCGGGCCUUGGGCGCCCAACCGUUGGCCAUCGCCUUGGCCCACCUCAACGGCGCCCUCAACCCCCUCCUCUACGUGCUGCUGGGCCGGGGGCGCGCCCGCUCCCUGGGGGGACGCCUGGCGUGGGUGCUGCGGGACGGGGACCCCCCCGGUGACCCCAGCCCUUGUACCACCGAGGACGUGGUGUAACGGUCAAUAAAGGGUGGUUGUG